This is a messenger RNA of Rhizophagus irregularis DAOM 181602=DAOM 197198, 636 nucleotides long. RefSeq lists its product as uncharacterized. The record is from RefSeq and is a predicted model, not a curated record. NCBI's taxonomy places the organism in Eukaryota, Fungi, Glomeromycota, Glomeromycetes, Glomerales, Glomeraceae.
AUGUCUGAAUGGGUUGGUCGGUACAACAUGUUUAAGCUAUUUAAUACUAAACAAGAUAGAGAUCACCUAGAAUGUGCAUUUCUUUAUGAGCUUAUUGUUGAUAAAUGUAAAAAGCUAAAACAUCUUAGUGUAAUCGGAGAAUACCACAAGGCUGAUAUGAAUGUGUCUUUGAUUAUUCUUCCGUCCCUCAUUGAUAUAGAACUUGGUAAUGUUAAGAUAGAUAGUGCUUUGGCACAACAGAUUACGUGCUUAUAUCAUAUCAAAUAUCUUUCUUUAUGGCAAGUACAUAUCUCAUGGGGAUUGUCAUUAUUCCCAACUACAUUGGAUGGAGUAGCAGUCGUUAACCUGCAUACUAUUGCGAAAAGAUGUCCAGUACUCACUAGCCUCAAGCUAUUCGAUAUUGGCAAAGUUAUGAGAUUUGCAUAUAUAUCGGAAUUACGUGAUCUGACAAUGUUAUUAUUAUUAAUUGAUGAUAUGUCUGUAGAUUAUCUUCGCAUAAUUUCAUCACUAUCUGACCUUCAAACGUUAGAUAUAGAGAUGCAAAGAGAUUCUCCCGUUCUAGAUAUAUCGUGUUUAUCCACGAUGAAAAAAUUGACAGAUAUUACCCUUCGAUGCAACGAAGAGAGGACUGUCUAG